This is a messenger RNA of Acaulospora morrowiae, 681 nucleotides long. The record is from the annotation of a GenBank genome assembly. NCBI's taxonomy places the organism in Eukaryota, Fungi, Glomeromycota, Glomeromycetes, Diversisporales, Acaulosporaceae.
AUGAGGAAAGAUAAGAAGUUUUUGGAUUUACUCGGACGUUCGCCUCCAAAAGAAUCGGUUUUUGACGUCGUGACAAUAGCAAGUGACGUUGAACAAAAUGAGCACUCCUCGGAUUUGACAAAUACAUCGGAUACUAUCUCUGAAAGCAGUGAGUUCAAUUUGAAAAUAACAACUUCAGCAUCGCAUCUCCAAGGCCCUGCUGAACUAAAAAUGUGCGACGUAUGUUUCGGCGAGUUCAAGACGAUAUAUGAUUUGUCGUGCAAUCAUAAGUUUUGUUCUGGAUGUCUCCGCAAUUUCUUCUUGGAAGCAAAAAAUCCAACAUUCAUUCUUCCGGUCAGAUGUUGUAAUAGAGAGGUUAACAUGGAUUAUGCAGCUUUAGUACUUAAACCUGAGGAAUUCCAGCAAAUCUUUCGAAGGAUAAGUAACGCGUCAUAUCGUCUAUUCUGUCCAACUCCUGGGUGCGAGAAUCCGAUUCACGUGAAUGAAUCUUUCACCAGUGAUCCAUCUUCAAAUAUCACAUCACCACCGCCAACGCUAAUUCUACACGAGACUCCAGGAAUUCUUAAAUGCCCAAUGUUGGAGAGGCCAAAACGAGAAAAAAUUCCGCCGGAUAACAAAGUUGCGUGGAUGGAGGCAAUGUACUGCAUGUGGGAUUUUUGUAGAGCGAAGGGGGGGUUGUAA